AUGGCUGCCAUUGGUAUGCCCCCCCACAUUCUUGCAUUAUUUCAAGCAAGGAAGCCGUUAGACCCUUUCCCUGCAUUUAAAUCUAAGCACCCUCGACCUUAUGCAGGUUUAGCUGAUUAUGUACGAAAGUUUGAGGGGGGUCCACCCCCUCCUAUCGUUCCAUUUGAAACACCAAAGCAGAGGCAGCAACGGCGUAAGCGACAGAAGUUGUUAUUGCAUUUACAAGAACAGAAGAGGUUAGUAGAAGAAUAUAAACCUUUAGAAGAUCCAAAGAUAGAAGGAGAUCCAUUUGCAACAUUAUUUGUUGGUAAGUUGAGUUAUGAAACAACAGAAAAGAAGUUAAAGCGUGAGUUUGAGGUGUAUGGGCCUAUAAGAAGAGUACGAGUAGUUCGAGAUUCAGAAGGAAGACAUAGAGGAUAUGCAUUUAUUGAAUAUGAAAGAGAUAGAGAUAUGAAAGAAGCUUAUAAGAAAGGAGAUGGAACAAAGAUAGACGGGAGAAGAGUACUUGUUGAUGUUGAAAGAGCUAGAACAGUGCCUGGAUGGUUGCCUCGUCGCUUAGGAGGAGGUAGAGGUCAGCCAAGAGGUGCAGUCAGUUUUGUUAAUUGCAUUAAUGAAGUCGCGAGAUUUAAAAGGGCGAAGGAAAUAAAGAAAGAGAUGCAGCAGCAGCAGCAGCAACAACAGCAGCAACAGCAACAGCAACAGCAGGGGGUUUUGCUGUUAUUUUCUUUCUUCUUUUUAGACAGCGCAUACUAUAGAGAUGAGGGACACCGCAGCAGCAGCCGGUGGGGUUAUAGCAGCAGCAGCAGCAGCAACAAGAACAGCAGCAGCAGAUAUCGUCGCUCUCGCAGCAGCUCAAGAGAGAGAAGAGAAUGGCAGCGUCAAUUGAUGCUGCGUCGUCGUGAACGCAGCAGCAGCAGCGAGUCGGGUGCUGCUGGUGCUGCAGGUGCAGGUACAGUAACAGCAGCAGCAGCAGCAGCAGCAGCAGCAGGGGAGAUAGAUGAAGAAGAAUUAAUGCAGCAAGUAAUGGGAUUCGGCGACUUCGCAUCUUCUAAAGGUAAAGACCACUCGCAUGCAGAUGCCUCAGGCGUUAGCAAACGCUCAAGAAGAAAAUACAGACAAUAUAUGAACAGAAAAGGAGGCUUCAAUAGACCCCUCUCCCCUGUAUUCUAA
Molecule: messenger RNA, 1170 nt
Organism: Eimeria acervulina
Lineage: Eukaryota; Apicomplexa; Conoidasida; Eucoccidiorida; Eimeriidae
Product: U1 small nuclear ribonucleoprotein, putative
Exons: 3
Coding region: 1-1170 (389 amino acids)
Biological process (GO): mRNA splicing, via spliceosome
Cellular component (GO): U1 snRNP; precatalytic spliceosome; U2-type prespliceosome
Molecular function (GO): U1 snRNA binding; mRNA binding
Source: RefSeq, a predicted model, not a curated record